UUUUUACCGGGAGUUUUUUGUUUAUUUCAGCUCAUGUGCCAAACAACACUGUGUUUAAGUCGUGUUUCUGUCUGACACACCUUAGUUUUGUAGGAUUUUCUUACUCGGUCACUUACUUGAAACAGCUGUGGUCGAAAGUUUCUUCGUAAGAAAAUGUCUGAUGAUAAAGAUGAGACUCAGCAGAGGUUAAAGGCAGCAAUCCAUUUCACCGUUGGUCGCCUGUGCCAGAUGACGGGAGAGGACCACCGGAGAGGGUUCAGCCGACAAACUGUAGCAGCGAUAGCCGAGACAGCGUUCAGACAAUGCGAUGUAUUUGCUAAAGACUUAGAGGCCUUUGCAAGACAUGCUAAAAGAAGCACAGUGAAUUCAGAAGAUGUGAAGCUCAUAGCCCGUCGCAGUACAGCAUUGUCCAUCCACAUACAAAGGAAAACUGAAGAACUGAACCAGGAAAAGAAGAGUACUGGGAAGAGGAAAAGCAGAGACACUGAGGAGGAGAGCAAAGAAUAAGGAAAGGACACAGGCAGCCCUGCAGUGUCUCACUUCUGCCCAACAUUCAAAAUAAACUUGAAGGCUAUUAGCAAUCA
This is a messenger RNA of Gymnodraco acuticeps, 584 nucleotides long. RefSeq names its product centromere protein S (gene cenps). The record is from RefSeq and is a predicted model, not a curated record. Gene Ontology annotation, cellular component: FANCM-MHF complex; Fanconi anaemia nuclear complex. Gene Ontology annotation, biological process: resolution of meiotic recombination intermediates; replication fork processing. Gene Ontology annotation, molecular function: protein heterodimerization activity; chromatin binding. The coding region runs from base 154 to 507 and encodes 117 amino acids. Lineage: Eukaryota; Metazoa; Chordata; Actinopteri; Perciformes; Bathydraconidae. The transcript is spliced from 5 exons.